AUGUCUCACUCAGCGACGCCCGUUGGUGGAAUACCACAUGUUCCUGCUAGCGCCGGUAGCAAGGCAAUUCUGGCAGCAUUAUACGAAGCCGGCGGUGUUAUCAUAGAAGGACUUCUAACGCCGGAUCAAGUGACAGCUAUGAACAAGGAAAUUGACGAACCUCUCCGUGAGUUGAAACCAGGCUCAACACACAAGUCCGAAAGCACCAAAGCAUUUCACGGUGCCAAUACGAAACGCUUAACUGGACUUACUACUUGCAGCAAGUCUUUCCGCGAUUAUCUACUGGACCACGAUGUGUGCCAUGGUGUCGCUGAGCGAGUGUUCCAUCCACAAACCGGCACGUACUGGCUUACAACGGCUCAAGUGAUCGAAAUCGGACCUGGCAACAUAGCGCAAAGACUACAUCGUGAUCAAGAUCAAUUCCAGGUCUUUACCAAACUUGGCCCAGAUGGCCCCGAAGCCACCGUCAACUAUCUUGUCGCCUUGACUGAUUUCACCGAGGAGAAUGGCGCCACACGUGUAAUUCCCGGCUCCCAUAAGUGGCUGGAUUUUACGGAAAGAGGAACUCCCGAGGAUACAAUCCCGGUGGAAAUGAAGGCUGGAGAUGCUUGUCUGAUCUUGGGCAAGACGGUUCAUGGAGGAGGCGCCAACAAGACAAAUUCUGAGUAUCGCAGGGCUGUUUCGUUUGCUUUCCAGGCUUCGUUCCUGACCCCAGAAGAGGCAUAUGCUCAUAUUACGCCGCAUGAGAUUGUACGCACGCUGAGCUUGCGGGCUCAGCGUAUGAUUGGAUUCCGCUCUCAAUUCCCCAAGAAUAGCCCUGGGCUUUGGCAAGCUAAUUAUUCUGAGAUUGGAGAUCAGAUUGGGUUCCCUGGGGUGGAGGAAAUGGUUGAAAGGGUGAAGAAUGGAACGUAUUCCCCGGAGGACUGA
Pochonia chlamydosporia 170 is the source of this 927-nucleotide messenger RNA. Its product is annotated as phytanoyl-CoA dioxygenase. Bases 1 to 927 code for a protein of 308 amino acids. Lineage: Eukaryota; Fungi; Ascomycota; Sordariomycetes; Hypocreales; Clavicipitaceae. The transcript has a single exon. The record is from RefSeq and is a predicted model, not a curated record.